Brassica rapa (field mustard) is the source of this 1173-nucleotide messenger RNA. RefSeq lists its product as uncharacterized. NCBI's taxonomy places the organism in Eukaryota, Viridiplantae, Streptophyta, Magnoliopsida, Brassicales, Brassicaceae. The record is from RefSeq and is a predicted model, not a curated record.
UAAUCUCACUCGACCGUCUCUCUCACUCAGAAUCUCUCCAAACUCGUGUUCUCAAAUCUCAAACAAAAACUCAACAAACUUUCUCCGACAAUGGGUUGCGUUUCCUCCAACCUCCUGAGUCAAAGCGAUGACUUCUCUCAACUCGCCGUCUGCCACCACCACUUGGUCCAGCUUACUUCCUCCACUUACGGCCUUCUCAAUCUCGACCCUCCGCCUCCUCCUUCCUCCUCCGUUAUCUCCGCACCAGCAACACCCAUGACUCCGCCUGAGAGAUUCACCUUCGUCGGUAAGGAGCCAAUAACCGUCAAGUCAGAGCCGGAGGUUAUCAACUUCUGGGAGCUAAUGUCUGGUACUUGCCGGUUCUCUCCUCUUCCGGUGAAACGCAAUGUCUCCUCCGGCGGAGUGAACAAAGAGAACUCGGAUCCUAAUUGGAAAAACCCUGGAACUCAAUCCAACAACGACGCCGUUCUGAAACCGCUAGAUCCGAAAAUUGCGGAGGAGGAACCGGAGAAGCUGUGUCCUCCCGGCGACGGCGGAGAUAACCGCGUUGUGAUCUACACAACGUCGUUGCGCGGCGUACGGAGGACAUUCGAUGCGUGUAACGCCGUGAGAGCUGCGAUAGAGAGCUUCGGUGUAGUAAUCUGCGAGAGAGACAUUUCCAUGGACAGAGGGUUCAGAGAAGAGCUCACGAGUCUUAUGUCCGGAGAGUCUGUGCUGCCGCCUCGGGUUUUUGUGAAGGGGAGGUAUAUUGGUGGAGUAGAGGAGGUGAUGAAUUUGGUGGAAGAAGGUAUGCUCCGAGAUUUGCUCAGAGGGAUUCCGAGGAGGAAAGAUCGAGGCGGCGGUUGCGACGGUUGCGGUGGUUUAAGCUUCUUGCCCUGUUCUGAGUGUAAUGGAAGCUGCAAAGUGGUGGACGGAUGGGGAAGCGACGUUGUAGUAGUGAGAUGUAAUAAGUGUAACGAGAAUGGUCUUGUUCUUUGUCCGAUUUGCAGCUAAAUAUUAGUUAUAAUCUCUUAAACUGGAAUCGUUAGCUAGUACUACUUCUGUAAGAAAACUUCUCACCCUCUCUCUGUUUCAAGAUUAUGCUGGAUCAAGGCAAAGAUCUUGCUCCGGUAGAGAUACCUUCUUGUUAGAUGGUUACAUAAAAUCAAUACAAAAGCCUGUCUUCUUUGUUAA